Messenger RNA from Mytilinidion resinicola, 1733 nucleotides. Its product is annotated as YTH-domain-containing protein. The coding region runs from base 421 to 1581 and encodes 386 amino acids. Gene Ontology annotation, cellular component: nucleoplasm. The record is from RefSeq and is a predicted model, not a curated record. Lineage: Eukaryota; Fungi; Ascomycota; Dothideomycetes; Mytilinidiales; Mytilinidiaceae. Gene Ontology annotation, biological process: regulation of alternative mRNA splicing, via spliceosome; mRNA splicing, via spliceosome. The transcript has 4 exons. Gene Ontology annotation, molecular function: mRNA binding; N6-methyladenosine-containing RNA reader activity.
CGACCUACAGUCCCCAUUGCUCGUAAUUUGGAACCUCAAGCUGAGGGCCAGAAUGCAGCCCAGCGCCAGGCAGCUGAAAAGACGACCCAAAAUGCGAUCGUACUUUCAAAUCCUCGCCCUGACUCUGUUCAUGAUCAACGACUUGCGGCGGAGCGUGGCUCAAUCAAUACUGCUGCCGCACACUCCCACUAUUUCGAUGAUCUGGACGAGUGGCUCGAAAUCACUCGGUAUCACGAUCAACAGUAUCGCCAGAAGUUACUUAGUAGGCAUAGAGCAUUCGCGGAACUUGACAGAGAGGCGGAACGCAUCGAUAGAGAGUUUCCAUUAGAUGAAGAUGAGCACGCUUACCUUCCACGUCCAGGCGCGUUCCGGGCUUCUUCCCGACCUUCCGCGGUUAGGAGAAUAGCUUCAACAUCAUCCAUGCGCCCACCUCCGCCGCCGGCCGAAAAUACAGCCGCAAAGACUUUCGAGGAUGCUUCAAGAUAUGGCAACAUCCAAGCUCCGCAAAAACGUGGACUCUCACCAUCAGCGCCCGAAACUCUACGACCUGGCAAGCAAGUCCGAUUGGAUGCAGUUGCAGGUGCCCAGCAGCGACUGGAUGAGCAUACUGACGUAGGAACGCGUGGAGGGUAUGAGAAAGUGCCCAUAUCUCCCCAUAGUAUAGAGAACAGCGGAAAUGGCUUUCGUAUCCGAGGAGUGAUGGACGAUGAAGACGCCUCUCGAGGUCCCCAAUCCCGACCUCAAUCAUCUCGCAAUCGACCAAUAGAGAGGAGCCCAAGCCCGCUUAGGCAUCCAGCUCGCCGAAUAUCAUAUCCGGAGGAACGUGCCCGCCGCGACGAAGAAGACCGUGGCAUGCUUUCACGCAGCAAUACUUACCAGAGCCGGAGAGAUGAGAGCCCGCCCCGCGCUCACUAUACCCGGGCCCGAAGCCCACUCGAAUAUCGUAGCGAAUUCAGCAACUACCGCCCUGGAACCUCAAGCGGUGUUUACGACACUUCACCGACCUAUCACAACGACCGUGGACGGGGAAGAGGCUAUGGCCGUGGUACAUUUGGAGGCCGGGGAGGUCGUCCUAGAUCACCUCCAAGAGAGCCAGAGCGCGAUCGUCCAUUGCAACUUGGGGCAGGCGGUGCUCGCUACUUUAUGAUCAAAUCGUGGAACCACGAUAACGUCCAAACGGCACAGCGUGAGGGUGUGUGGGCGACGCAGCCGCAUAACGAGGAGUUGCUCGCCAAUGCAUUCAAGACGUGUAGACAUGUGAUUCUGGUUUUCUCGGUGAACAAAAGCACUUGCUUCCAAGGCUAUGCUCGUAUGCAAUCGGCGCCCGGCGAAGCACCCACGCCUAGUUGGACGAAGAACUUGCUCUGGCCCACAUCUGGCCCGUUCUACAUUCGCUGGAUUACAAUCGCGGAUGUGAGGUUUAGCCGUAUUGGACAUCUGAAGAAUAGUAUGAACGAAGGGCAGGCGGUGCUCGUGGGACGAGAUGGGCAAGAGAUUGAGGAGGAGUGCGGCAGAUUGCUCUGCGAAAGCAUUGACGAUGUCGGUGCUAUGAUGAAGGCGGAAGACGAACAGCUGUUUUGAGGUGCUCAACGACACAGAAAUUGAGUCGAUUAUGGCAGUGCGGUAUUAUUAAAGGUUAAGGAUAGUAUCUUUUUGCAGGGUACCGACUAGUAGAUCACGUUAGAUAUAUUGUGCUGUCUACUGAACUAGGGUAGGACUAGCUGAAUGCGAAU